Emericellopsis atlantica is the source of this 3273-nucleotide messenger RNA. Its product is annotated as fungal-specific transcription factor domain-containing protein. The transcript has 5 exons. Gene Ontology annotation, molecular function: DNA-binding transcription factor activity, RNA polymerase II-specific; zinc ion binding; DNA binding. Bases 448 to 3036 code for a protein of 862 amino acids. Gene Ontology annotation, biological process: regulation of DNA-templated transcription; DNA-templated transcription. NCBI's taxonomy places the organism in Eukaryota, Fungi, Ascomycota, Sordariomycetes, Hypocreales, Bionectriaceae. The record is from RefSeq and is a predicted model, not a curated record.
UGCCCCCACCCCCGGAUUCUCCGUCUUCCUCCCUCCCCCUUCUCGUUCUUGGAGUCGGAUACUGCCCCUCCAAACUCUCACCUCACUCACCUGUAAGCAGGUUCAAGGUCGACACACCAGUCCACCUCCUCUCGAGUCCUCGAUAGUACCAUUCUAUCUUCUGCUCUGACUAUUCGCUGCGUCUAGCGAACCCGUACGCAUUCACUUGCUGUACACACUCUCCACUCUACCAUUUUUGCUGUUGUUUGCAAUUGCAGAAAAAAAAAAUCAAAAAUCACCCAUCACUCAAGCGGCUGUAGCCUCGGGACACCCUCACGGACGAACGGACACAAGGAAGUCCAGUUGCAAUAACAGAAAACGUCACAACCACCCACACCAAUUUACCGCCAAAUAUUAUAUUGAAAGGAAACUUCCACCGGGAACUGCAACACUGAGACACUAUUCACAAUGACAUCGGAAACCGACGCUUCAGAUACCUCUGCCGCUGGCACACCACCACCACCACCACCCGCAUCACAGUCCGCCACCAUGGACAAGAUACCCCAAUCCAAGAAGCGGUCCGACUCGACAGCCUCCGCAACGGAGCCCUCCGCCAAGAAGCGCCGAGCCGCGCGCGCCUGCGUGAGUUGCCGCGCCCGUAAAGUGCGCUGCAACGUGGUCGACGAGUCGCCCUGCGCCAACUGUCGCUUUGACAAUGUUGAGUGCCAUGUCCAGGAGAGCCGACGAAGGAAGAAACACCUUUUGACGCCCCCCGUGUCGCAGCAGACCAGCAACAGCAGCAGCUCGUCUGGCCCGCCGCACUUGCGAUGCAAAUCAGCAGCACGACCGUCGACACAGCAUCCGGUCCCCAUCCACAGCGCGGCGGAGCUGAGGAGACCGAGCAGUGGCUCCGCCAUCUCGAGCGAUGUCGAUCUCUUGGCCUCGUCACAGGAGACAUCGAGCAAUUUGCUUUACCAACGCGCCGGCUACAGAAGCAUCCAGUCUGCCGCCCAGGUGGAAACACCUCAAUCCCAGACUCCACAAUGGCCGAACCCCCCGCCGACACCGCUCAACGCCAACCCGGCCACCAACCAGCCCAUCUCCAACCUCACCGCGCAGUUUCUCAACUCGUUAGAGGAGCCUGACCUCGCCUCGCAACUACCCGCCUUUAUUCGACCUCUUCCGACCAGAAUCGCCGCCGAGGAUGUGAGCUAUCUGCACAUCAAGGGCGCGCUGACCCUGCCCUCUGUCGGCCUGCAAAAUGCCCUGCUGCAAAGCUAUGUCGAGUAUGUCCAUCCGUACAUGCCAUUGAUGGAUCUCCAUGACUUCUUGGACAUUGUCAACCAAAGAGAUGGGAUCAAUGGGCAGACGAGUCUGUUUUUGUACCAUGCCGUCAUGUUCUCGGCAUCCGCCUUUGUCGACAUGAAGUACCUAAAGGAGGCUGGUUACACCACACGCAAAGCGGCGAGAAAGUCCUUCUUCCAGAAGACCAGGCUCCUCUAUGACUUUGACUACGAGAUGGACCGCCUCGUCCUGGUCCAGGCCCUGCUCCUCAUGUCCUACUGGUACGAGACUCCCGACGACCAGAAAGACACCUGGCACUGGAUGGGCGUCGCCAUCUCGCUCGCCCACACCAUCGGCCUCCAUCGCAACCCUGGCGCAACGACAAUGUCCAUCCGCAAGCAGAAGCUCUGGAAGCGCAUCUGGUGGUCCUGCUUCAUGCGCGACCGCCUCAUCGCCCUCGGCAUGCGACGUCCCACCCGCAUCAAGGACGAAGACUUUGACGUCCCCAUGCUGGAGGAAUCCGACUUUGAGAUCCAGCCACUCGCGGACAAUGUGACCGUCAUCCCCGCCAGCUGUACACUGAUGCGCGACACCUCUAUGCAACGCGAACUGGCCGCCAUGUGCAUCGCCAAGGCAGAACUCUGUGUGUGCAUCAGUCACAUGCUCAAGGCGCAGUACUCGGUCCUCAUCCGUGACAAGACGAAGCCCGACAACACCACGAACAGCACCAUGAUGCUCUUCCCCAACAAACAGCUCGACAAUGUGGAAAGCGUCCAGGUCGUCGACAUGGAGCUCAUGGCCUGGGCCGAGUCUCUGCCCCAGUCCUGCCAGUACCGCACGCUGACGCCCUUGGACAUUGAAGGGGGCAAGUCGACGCUCGCCGUGCAGAGGACGCUACUCCACAUGGUCUACUAUACAACCAUCUCCGCCCUCCACCGUCCCCAGUUCCUACCAUCGAGCCCGACGCAUGCGCCUACGACGUCUCGCCAGGCGCAGGAGAUGUCCCGCGUGCGCGUCCGCGACGCGGCGAACCACAUCACCUUUAUGGCUGCUUCGCUGCACCAGCUCCGCCUCGAAAAGUAUCUCCCCACCACCGGCGUCACCGUCGUCCUGCCCGCCAUGAUCAUCCACCUCCUCGAGAUGAAGAACGUCGACCAGGAGGCAGCACAGCGCGCUACGCGGGGCUUCAAACAGUGCAUGAAGGUCAUGGAGAAGCUGCGGGAGAUCUACGCCGCGGCCGACUACGCGACGGGCUUCCUGGACGCGGCCGUGCGAAAGGCCGCCAUUGACGUGCAGAGCCAGAACGCCGCGGCGGCCACUAAUACUACCGUACAUAUGACGACGAACAAGGCGCCCGCCGACUUCUCCGCGCAGACCCCGCCGCCGGACAACGCGCCGUACAUGACGGCCUCGGAGUCGCUCUUCAACGACCAGAGACACAUGUCCGUCUCCUCCGUCGAGCAGCUCCGCAAGGCCAUGGCGCCCCCGGCCACCGUCAACACGGCCGACCUGGACCUGACGCCGCCCUUCAACGGGCACAGUCCCCCCCACACCGAUUUCGGGGACGGCAACGGUCCGACGCCCAGCGCGAGUGAUCCCGAGGUGGAGAUGAUGGAUCUGGAUCUUGACCUUGAUUUCAUGCAGGGCCAUGACGAGUUUGAUUGGAAUGCCGUGGCAGGCACGGACUUUGAUGUCGAUCAGUGGCUGCAGUUCCCGGCGGCGGAGAGUACGGCGGCGGCUCCUGUGGCGGUGGAUGGGCCCAUGGUUAUUUGAUCUGUCUGGUUAUUUGAUUUGGUUUGUUCAUUGGGUAGGGCGUUGCGGUGUCUGGGGUCCACGUCAGGUAUGGUUUAUGGCUUUGAGCAUACGCAUAGUACAGGUUAGACAAAAUAAGGAAGCGUUGACGACGUGUGGUGUUUGCCCCUGAACGGUGAUACCUUGCUUGUCGAACGCCGCUGUUCAUGAAUGCUUCGAUGUAAAUAGGAACGUACAUCAUUUUUUGUCACUAAUAAC